Messenger RNA from Acytostelium subglobosum LB1, 543 nucleotides. RefSeq lists its product as hypothetical. The coding region runs from base 1 to 543 and encodes 180 amino acids. The record is from RefSeq and is a predicted model, not a curated record. Lineage: Eukaryota; Evosea; Eumycetozoa; Acytosteliales; Acytosteliaceae. The transcript is spliced from 2 exons.
AUGGAUGUCCAACAUGUUCCCUCAGAGAUGGUGGCCACUGCCUCGUAUGAUGAGAAGAGAAAUCAUAAUCCAUUGCAUGUACCAAUGUCACCUGAUCAAUUCUUGGCUGCCAAUGAGGAGCCAUCCACUUCAUCAGGUAACUCACCAAACAAGAGCAAGAUAUCGAGAACAUUGUCAAGAUCAUUGUCGUUCUGGUCCAGCAAGAAUAAGGAGUCGGGCAGUCCUUCAAUGUCACCUCAGUUAUCAAAGAUGGAGAAGGAGAGAGAUAGACUAGAGACCAAAGAGAAGAAACGUGUAAAGAGAGAGAUCAAGUUGCAGAGGAAGGCAUCUAAAUCAUUCAUGGAGGGUAGUGACAGUGUUGUUGAGGUGGACAACAUUGAUUAUGAUGAUGAGAUUGAAGAGUCGGGAGAGAAUCAAGAUGAUGUACCAGAUGAGGCCAAGGAGGCAUCAGAUGACAAUGCCAGUGACGGAGGGAUCAGCUUCACCUCGUUCUCCAACAGUCAGUUCAAUCACUUUCCAGAAAAGAAGACCAUCACUUUAUGA